AUGGAUAAACGUCCUAGCGACAUUCAGCAAACUUCAAGUUUUCCUGAUCCUUUAGCGAGGAUUUCAAAACGAAAAAAAGAAGAACGAAAACAAGUCAUUCGACUUGGAUUUCCUUCUAUUUCUACAAGUUUUGGCGAAUUUCCAAUUGAUACUGCUGCGGAAAUCGGAUGUGAGGUAAUAAAAGAAUUUUUAAAUUCACAUAAUGAGACCGAUUUUGAAUUGAUAUUAAUUGAAAAAGAUACCAAAGCUUUAAAUGCGUUUGAUUCGAAAUGGAGAGAGAUCAAAAAUGAUUUGGAUGAUCUUAAAUUUCAAAUUAAAAAUGGAAAUUUAUUGCAGACUAAAGAUGAGUUUGGAAUUGAGUGUAGGUUCAUUGUUGCUGAAAUAACUUGGAGAAUGAAGCUAAAUACAAAUCAUUUAAGCAAACAAAUUCUUAAUGCCGUUGGAUCAAGGUUGCCUGAGGAAGUAAAACGGUUAUAUCCAAAUCCCGGUAUUGUUGGCGAAGCGUAUCCUGUAUCAAUUCCAAACGAUUCUAUUCUACAUAAAGAUGAAGGCAUUGAAAAGUUUCAUUCAAAGAAGCAAAAGAGUUACUCAAAAAAAACGUAUAAUUCUAUGAUGAACGCGUUUUUAGAGUUAAAGAGUGGAAGGGAAUAUCAUCCUGCUACAACAAAGAAGGAAAACCCACAAGUAAAAUCUGCAUUUGACAUUUUGAUGAAAUCCUCAAGCCAAUCAUCAACAAAUUCAUCUGAAUCUUCUUUAAAACGACCUUUACCCAAAUUGGGAGGUGGAGGGUGGACAAAUGUUUUAUUUCCAUAUUGUCAAAAGCCCGAAACAUUUCCAAAAUCUGAAGUAUAUUGCUACGAUGAUGAAUCUGUUAUUAUCUAUGACAAAUAUCCUAAAGCGAAAAAACAUUUAUUAGUAAUUCCAAGAAAACGUAUUGAUAAUAUUGAAGAAUUGAAGAAACAAGAUUUAGAAUUGAUAAAAAAAUUGAAAGAGAAAGGACAGGAGAUUAUCGAAAAGAUGAAACAAGAAAAUCCAAAAUUAGGUUUCCGAAUGGGAUUUCAUGUUAUUCAAAGUUUAAAGCAGCUUCAUAUGCAUGUAAUUUCACAAGAUUUUAUUUCAUCUUAUUUAAAAAAUAAGAAGCAUUGGAAUUCAUUUACAACCGAAUUUUUUAAGGAUGUAGAAGAAAUUGAGAAGAAAUUAGAAGAACAAGGAUAUAUCAAG
This is a messenger RNA of Funneliformis mosseae, 1221 nucleotides long. Lineage: Eukaryota; Fungi; Glomeromycota; Glomeromycetes; Glomerales; Glomeraceae. The record is from the annotation of a GenBank genome assembly.